Molecule: messenger RNA, 879 nt
Organism: Aspergillus pseudoviridinutans
Lineage: Eukaryota; Fungi; Ascomycota; Eurotiomycetes; Eurotiales; Aspergillaceae
Product: MBL fold metallo-hydrolase
Exons: 1
Coding region: 1-879 (292 amino acids)
Source: RefSeq, a predicted model, not a curated record
AUGUCUAACCUACGAUCGGCAGUUUAUGUUGCGCCACCAAUACCAUUCAACGUCGUGGCUCCAUCCAAAGGAGGCGUGUGGUCCCCGAUAUCCUGCACUUUGAUUUACACGGCAAAACAAGCUGUGCUUGUCGACACUCCCAUCACGGUCAAACAGACUGAGGAACUUGUGGAGUGGAUAAAAAGGAUAGCUCCAGGCAGGAAAUUGGUGAACAUCUAUAUCACCCAUGGCCAUGGCGACCACUUCUUUGGCAUACCGGUCAUUCAAAAGCACUUCCCAGAGGCAACGCCGGUUGCCACGCCUCGAGUCAUCGAACAUAUGAACCAACAAGUUCAGCAGCCAAUUUUCGCUUCCAUGUGGGAAGCACGGUUCCCAGGCCAGAUAUACACCCCGCAGCCGGCCCAGUUAGCUUUUCCGCUGCCGGAGAAUCAUCAGUUCCUGUUAGAAGACCGCUACGUCUUACAGGCCAUCGAAUGUGGUCAUUCGGACACCUAUGACUCGACUGUUCUCUGGGUUCCGGACCUCAGGCUCGCGGUGUGUGGUGAUGUUGUGUAUGGGCAAGUGCACCAGAUGCUUUUUGAAGCUAAUACCAAGGCUAAGCGUGAUGACUGGAUUCGAGCCGUGGAAACAGUUGAGGCGUUGAGACCCGCAUACGUUGUUCCUGGUCACAGACUGGCAGAAGAGAUCGAUGGAGUGUGGCAUCUCGCAGCUACAAAGAAUUAUAUUGAGGACCUGGGGAAAAUUGCUGCGAGUGGCCCGAAGGACCCUACGGAGGUUUUUACCAGGAUGAUGGAGCUAUAUCCGGACCGGUUCAAUCCUGCAGCCCUGAGAUUGUCUUCUCACGGAUUGUUUCAGGUCCCAAGAGAGCACCAACUGUAG